Camelus dromedarius (Arabian camel) is the source of this 3315-nucleotide messenger RNA. RefSeq names its product E74 like ETS transcription factor 2 (gene ELF2). Gene Ontology annotation, cellular component: nucleus. The transcript is spliced from 11 exons. Gene Ontology annotation, molecular function: sequence-specific DNA binding; DNA-binding transcription factor activity, RNA polymerase II-specific. Gene Ontology annotation, biological process: cell differentiation; regulation of transcription by RNA polymerase II. Lineage: Eukaryota; Metazoa; Chordata; Mammalia; Artiodactyla; Camelidae. The record is from RefSeq and is a predicted model, not a curated record. The coding region runs from base 396 to 2219 and encodes 607 amino acids.
CUCCUCUCCCAGUGGAGCGGCUCGGGCUGCUGGGGAGGCCCCGGCUCCCUCCGGACGGCCGGCCAACGGCGGCGGCUAGUCCGCGGCCCUGCCGGGAGGGAAAGCGACGCCGCGGUCUUCCCGGGCGACGCGGAGAGCAGUAGUUCCAGAGAACUGCUGGUCUAUAUUUUAGCUCUUGCCAAGUUGUGAAAAUAGUGAAAGAUGCUUAGACUACUUAACAUUCAAACUGCUUUCUGGUUAAUCAUCUUUAGAAGACUGGAUUUCUGGAUAUCUACUCUACUCCACUUCUGUUGACUUUUAAAACAUGAUAAUGCAAACCUGUAAUACUGGCAAUCAUCCAUGAACCUUUAAUUACAUUGAUUAAUAGCGUUUGAAGCUUCCUCAGGGAAUAAACAAUGACAUCAGCAGUGGUUCACAGUGGAGGUUCUAUUUUGGAGCUUUCCAGCAAUGGAGUAGAAAAUCAAGAGGAAAGUGAAAAGGUUUCUGAAUAUCCAGCAGUGAUUGUGGAGCCAGUUCCAAGUGCCAGAUUAGAGCAGGGCUAUGCAGCCCAGGUUCUGGUUUAUGAUGAUGAGACUUAUAUGAUGCAAGAUGUGGCAGAAGAACAAGAAGUUGAAACCGAGAAUGUGGAAACAGUGGAAGCAUCAGUUCAUAGCAGUAAUGCACACUGUACAGAUAAGACAAUUGAAGCUGCUGAAGCCCUGCUUCAUAUGGAAUCUCCUACCUGCUUGAGAGAUUCAAGAAGUCCUGUGGAAGUGUUUGUCCCUCCUUGUGUAUCAACUCCAGAAUUUAUCCAUGCUGCUAUGAGGCCAGAUGUCAUUACAGAAACUGUAGUGGAGGUGUCAACUGAAGAAUCUGAACCAAUGGAUACCUCUCCUAUUCCUACAUCACCAGAUAGCCAUGAACCAAUGAAAAAGAAAAAAGCUCAAAGGGCUUCGCAGAUUAUCAGAUCCUCUUCAAUAGUUGGCCGUAAACCAAAGACCCAGCAAUCACCAAUUUCCAAUGGGUCUCCUGAGUUAGGUAUAAAGAAGAAACCCAGAGAAGGAAAAGGAAACACAACCUAUUUGUGGGAGUUUCUGUUAGAUCUACUUCAAGAUAAAAAUACUUGUCCCCGGUAUAUUAAGUGGACUCAGAGAGAAAAAGGCAUAUUCAAGCUUGUGGAUUCAAAGGCUGUCUCUAAGCUCUGGGGGAAGCAUAAGAACAAGCCAGACAUGAACUAUGAAACUAUGGGACGAGCUCUGAGAUAUUAUUACCAAAGGGGUAUUCUUGCAAAGGUUGAAGGACAGAGGCUUGUAUAUCAGUUCAAGGAUAUGCCCAAAAACAUAGUGGUCAUAGAUGAUGACAAAACUGAAACCUGUAACGAAGAUUUAGCAUCAGCUACUGAUGAAAAAUCAUUAGAACGAGUAUCACUGUCUGCUGAAAGUCUUUUGAAGGCAGCCACUUCUGUUCGUGGUGGGAAAAACUCGUCUCCUCUAAACUGCUCCAGAGCAGAGAAGGGAGUAGCUAGAGUUGUGAACAUCACUUCCCCUGGUCAUGAUGCUUCGUCCAGGUCUCCUCCUACUACCGCAUCUGUAUCAGCAACUGCAGCUCCAAGGACAGUUCGUGUGGCAAUGCAAGUACCUGUUGUGAUGACAUCAUUGGGUCAGAAAAUCUCAACCGUGGCAGUUCAGUCAGUUAAUGCAGGUGCACCGUUAAUAACCAGCACUAGCCCAACAACAGCAACCUCUCCAAAGGUAGUUAUUCAGACAAUCCCUACUGUGAUGCCAGCCUCUACUGAAAAUGGAGACAAAAUCACCAUGCAGCCUGCCAAAAUUAUUACCAUCCCAGCUACACAACUUGCACAGUGUCAACUGCAGACAAAGUCAAAUCUGACUGGAUCAGGGAGCAUUAACAUUGUUGGAACCCCACUGGCUGUGAGAGCACUUACCCCUGUUUCAAUAGCCCAUGGUACACCUGUAAUGAGACUAUCAGUGCCUACUCAACAGGCAUCUGGCCAGACUCCUCCCCGAGUUAUCAGUGCGGUCAUAAAGGGGCCAGAGGUUAAAUCAGAAGCAGUGGCAAAAAAGCAGGAACAUGAUGUGAAAACUUUGCAGCUGGUACAAGAAGAAAAACCGGCAGAUGGAAAUAAGACGGUGACCCAUGUGGUGGUUGUCAGUGCGCCUUCAGCUAUUGCCCUUCCUGUAACUAUGAAAACAGAAGGACUGGUAACAUGUGAGAAAUAAAAUAGCUCUCCCAUGGGCUGUAGAAUGUUGGUGAUACUAACAUAAAUAUUUGCAAGGAUGUCAUCAAGAGAAGUCAAAAGACUUUAAAACAUUUUUAUUGCAUAUAAGAAAACAAUCAAACUUACUGGAAAUAAAUUACCUAUCCCAUGUUUCAGUGGGAAAUGAACUACAUAUUGAGAUGCUGACAGAAAACUGCCUCUUACAGUAGGAAACAACUGAACCCGUCAAUAAAAAGGAUUGAAAGGGACCAAGCAACUCACUACAAUAUCAAGUUACACUAAGACUUGGAACACUAACAUUCUGUAAGAGGUUAUAUGGUUUUCAGUGGGGAGGGGUUGGGAUGGGUGAUCUCAUUGUUACAUAUAGCAAUUUUUGAUGCAUUUUAUAUGCAUACCAGCAAUUAUUACUGUGUUCACACAGAACUCACUUAACUGGUGCUAUGUGAAGACUGCUAAUAUAGGUAUUUUAGAAUGUGAAUUGAAGAAUGGAUCCAAAAGCUUCAGAAAGAGGAUAGCAAAAAAGAUCUAGUGUGGUUUUUUUUUAUAUCAUAUAGCUUAAGCUGAUUUAAAACAAAGGCCUUAGACUAAUUUUCGGUUUUCUUUAUUGAAAUAAGCUAAUGGCUUGUUUGUGUAAAGCUUUUUUUAUUAAAAGAAAAAUUUUAAAAAUCUUGUACCUAGCACAGUAUUGUUAUAGAAUUUACAUGUAACAUUUUAUAUGGUAGUUUAAGUCUGUCAGUUUCUUAAUUGUGGACAAGUUAACAGUUGGCUCUGGCCUUUUGCUAUAACAUGCCUGUGUCACUCAGCCCUGGCAUCUUGCAGACAUAUCAGUUUCAUUUCUCCUGUCACUUGGAAGUUAAGACUCAGCAUGAAUUUUUGUCAGGUAGCUCUGAUACCUGGAGUUCUCUUCCUUUCUCUUUUUUCUUUUCUUUUCUUUCUUUUUUUUUUUUUUAGUUGAAGUUUAAGAGGGAAAGUACCAGUGUUCAGAUUUGAACUAUAAUAGUUUGUAUAUUCAACAUUUGAAGUAUAUUCUAUUUUGUUGUACUCUUGUUUCAAAGUGUAUUCAAGUAGGUUUUCUGAAAUAUAGAAAUGAAAUUUUA